AGGGAGAGCCAUUGCGAGAUAGAGCGUCGACGAAGGAACAAGAUGACAACGUACAUGAAUGAACUCUGUGACAUGGUUCCAACUUGUAGCACCCUGGCUCGAAAACCUGACAAGUUGACCAUACUGAGGAUGGCAAUUUCUCACAUGAAGACCUUAAGAGGCCCCAACACAUGUCGUAAUGAUGCAGCGUACAAACCGUCAUUCCUCACAGACCAGGAGCUUAAGCAUCUUGUUCUCGAGGCAACAGACGGAUUCCUGUUUGUUUCACAGUGUGAUACAGGCUGCAUCAUUUAUGUAUCUGAUUCAGUAACUCCAGUACUCAACCACGUUCAGUCUGAUUGGUAUGGCCACAGUUUGUAUGACCUGGUUCACCCUGAUGAUAUUGAGAAGUUGAGGGAGCAGCUGGCCAACAAUGAUAUGCAGAACUCAGGGAGGAUACUUGAUCUUAAGACUGGAACAGUUAAGAAGGAGGGCCACCAAUCUUCCAUGAGGUUGUGUCUGGGGUCGCGUCGUGGCUUCAUAGUACGAAUGCGAAUCGGGAACACUCUGAUAGAUGGCUCCACUAUGUCGACAUCCCAUGCCGUUCGACUGAGACAACGUAAUUCACUGGGUCCGAGUCAUGAUGGACACCACUAUGCUGUUGUGCACGUCACCGGAUAUGUUAAGAACUGGCCUCCUGCCGGUGCCCAGGUAGAUGCAGGUGUGGAUGAACACCACAACACCAGUCAGUGUCUUGUGGCUAUUGGCAGGCUGCAGGUCACGAGCACACCUGACACAUCUGAUCUGCAAGGAGGAGGAGCCAAUCCACAGUUCAUAUCGAGACACAACAUCGAUGGCAAGUUCUCAUUCGUUGAUCAGAGAGUGACGACAUUGCUGGGCUAUCAACCACAGGAGUUGUUAGGCAGAUCUGUUUAUGACUACUACCACCCAGAAGACCUCGAACACAUGAGAGAAACAUUUGAUCAGGUGCUGAAACUGAAAGGUCAGAUGGUUUCGGUGAUGUAUCGAUUUCGUUCCAAGACCCAGGAUUGGGUUUGGUUGAGGACGUCGUGCCAUUGUUUCAUCAAUCCUUACACAGAAGACAUCGAGUAUAUCGUAUGCACAAACAGCAAUGCUAAGUAA
Helobdella robusta is the source of this 1122-nucleotide messenger RNA. RefSeq lists its product as hypothetical. Gene Ontology annotation, biological process: regulation of transcription by RNA polymerase II. The coding region runs from base 43 to 1122 and encodes 359 amino acids. The transcript has 10 exons. Gene Ontology annotation, molecular function: protein dimerization activity; DNA-binding transcription factor activity, RNA polymerase II-specific; RNA polymerase II cis-regulatory region sequence-specific DNA binding. Lineage: Eukaryota; Metazoa; Annelida; Clitellata; Rhynchobdellida; Glossiphoniidae. Gene Ontology annotation, cellular component: aryl hydrocarbon receptor complex; transcription regulator complex; cytoplasm. The record is from RefSeq and is a predicted model, not a curated record.